Molecule: messenger RNA, 2046 nt
Organism: Paramecium tetraurelia
Lineage: Eukaryota; Ciliophora; Oligohymenophorea; Peniculida; Parameciidae
Exons: 3
Source: RefSeq, a predicted model, not a curated record
AUGAUUAAAACAUUUAGUUUACAGUAUGUGUCUCAAGAAAUUGAGCAGUUGUAUCGUUAAUCAAUGCUGACAGGUCUAAAACAUAGAAGGGAAUAUUUGUAUGCAGUAGUGAGCAUCUAUUUAAUUCUAAUAAUAAUAAAGUACCAGAAUUAGAUGCCAAUAAUAUUUGCUAGCGUUAGUCUAGCAUUAAUAAUCAUUUGCUAUAUAGCCAUGAAGAAGUAUCAAUAAUACAAAGAGAUCUUUGUUGUUACAAAUAUACUUAUAAUGAGUGCAGUAAUUGAAAGUCUAAGGCUUUUUGGAUAAGAAUCAAGCCAAUGGUCUUAUGGUUAUCAUUCAUCCGUUUUAAAAAUGUUCAUCUAUCUAAGUGGUUCCUCAUUCAUCUUUUAAACUUUUUUUUUCUUACUAACUUAAAUGGCCAGCUUUUAUAAGCUCUAAACAUAUGAUCCAUAGACGAUCAUCUCACACUGCCUUAUAACUAUUUUAAUUGUUUUAUUAAGAUAUUAGUAUGAAAUGAUAAGCAGAAACCACUUUUUAGUUAAUUUAUCCAAAGUUCAAUAUGAAAAUAUUUUAGAAGACUUAUUGCCUACUUGGGUUGUAAUUGUGAAAUAUAAUAAAUAAGCAGGCUAAUUGGAUAUUGAAAAGAUCAAUAAACAUCUAAAAGAAAAGUUCAAUUUAUAAAACAACGAAAUGUUAAGAGAUUUUUUAAGGAAAUUAGUAUUUUUUGAUAUGGAAAAUCAAAUAACAUAAUAAUUUAUAAAAAUAGAACAUGAAAUAAUUAAAGAGCUUAAAUUGAAAAAUGAAGAUCAUCCUAUUCAAAAAUAUUUUGCUAUUCUAGAAGACCAACAUAACUCGAAAUUAUGGAAGUUCAGAGUAACUUAAGUAUAUUUCAAUACCUUUUAACCUUAAGUUUUAUUGUUCUUUGAAGAAAUUCAAGAGGAUAAAUAUGAUUAUUACGUAAAUGCAAUCGAGCAAAGGGAUAAAUAAUUAUAUUAUAAUGCCAAAUUAAAUUUGAAAUAAAUUAAUAAUUAACUUGAAAACAUUCAAUAAUUUUAUCAUGAAAUAUAAAAACAUGAAUGCUUAACACAUGUGCUGCAAAACCUAAAACAAUAACUGCAAUUAAAUUAUUUCCUUUUCAAUUUAAAUAGCAACCUAUUUAAUUAAUAUUAAAUUUCAUAUAGACAAAUUAAGAGCGAUGUAAGUAUCUUCAAAUUGAACUAAUUCAUUAAAGAUGUCUGUCUUAACCUUCAAAUAGAAUAAAAAUAGGAUAAAUAGGAGGAUCAAAAUUUAAAUUACAAGGACAUAUAUUUACAGACUGACAAAUAAAAACUCAUUUCAAUUAUUAUGAACCUCGUUUAAUUUAUUAAACUGCUGCUUUCUAUUAUUUAUUGUGAGACCAAUAUUUUAUACCAAGCCUAGCCUCUAAAUAAACCAAUUCAGAUUUCGAUAAAGCAAUCAAAAGAUUUUGAUGACUCUCUGCAAUUUUCUAUCACUCAUCCUAGUUUAAAUAUUAACAAUUCGAUAGUAACAUAAUUAUAAGAUAUUCAACCAUUCUCUUUGGAUGACGAUAAGAGGAAUUGGGAAUACAAAAAUUAUUUUGAUUAAAUCAUUAGUAUAAACCAAACCUUGUAAUAAAUGUUGAAUAUGUAUAAAAAAGAAAUAUCUUCAUUUUAAUGUAUUUCAGUUGAAAAUUCAAAAUUAAGUAACCCUUAAAAUUAAAAGGUCAAUAAUCAAAUCAGCUAGUAAGAAUAUAACACUAUUGGAUAUAUUAUAGCUCAAUACUUCGUAAGUAGGCUAGGUCCAUAAAAUAAGUUUAAUUUCAAAUAGACUUGUUAUGACUUUGAAAAAUUUAAUACAUCUUAAUUCAUAGGAUUACAAUAAACUAAGAUACAGUUCUCUAUAUAUAAAAACUAUUUAAGUUUUUAAAAAGAAAUAGUAAGUAAUGGAUUAGAUUAAAUUUUUGAGAAUGAUGCCUAAAUUUAAUCAGAAAGGAUGACAAACUAAGAAAUCUUUUAGAAAUUAUAUCAAUUAACUCGCAAAUCAAAAUGA